AUGCUCGUUCUACUUAUUGGAGACUUUCAUGUUCCACAUAGGAAAAUUGACCUGCCUGCUAGGUUCAAAAAGCUUUUAGUUCCUGGCAAGAUUCAGCAGAUCCUUUCCACUGGCAACUUGACUUCGACUGACAUGUAUGACUAUUUACGAACUAUAGCACCUAAUGUUGUUACUGUCAGAGGAGACAUGGAUGAGUUUCUUCCUGGAUCUGGAUCUGGAUCUGCAGCUACUCAUGGUCUUAUCCGCAUUGGACUUUUGCAUGGCCAUCAGUUGCUGCCUUGGGGAGAUGUUCAAGCUUUAGGGAUUGCUGCUAGGCAACUGGACGUUGAUGUGCUUGUUUCUGGCCACACUCAUGAAUUCGCUGCCUACGAGUAUGAGGGUCGCUUUUUUGUUAACCCUGGAUCAGCUACUGGUGCAUUCUCUCUUACUACCCUUGUUGAAACCACCCCAAGUUUUGUUCUGAUGGAUAUUCAAGGCACAUCAAUCGUCCUUUAUGUUUACAAACUGAUUGAUGGGGAAGUCAAGGUCGAGAAGCUUGAUUAUGAAAAAAGUCUAGACAUCACCAACCCAAUUUAA
Messenger RNA from Batrachochytrium dendrobatidis JAM81, 576 nucleotides. Its product is annotated as retromer subunit VPS29. NCBI's taxonomy places the organism in Eukaryota, Fungi, Chytridiomycota, Chytridiomycetes, Rhizophydiales. Gene Ontology annotation, cellular component: endosome; retromer complex. The transcript is spliced from 4 exons. The record is from RefSeq and is a predicted model, not a curated record. Gene Ontology annotation, biological process: intracellular protein transport; retrograde transport, endosome to Golgi. Bases 1 to 576 code for a protein of 191 amino acids.